Messenger RNA from Exophiala bonariae, 858 nucleotides. RefSeq lists its product as uncharacterized. Gene Ontology annotation, molecular function: oxidoreductase activity, acting on NAD(P)H, oxygen as acceptor. The record is from RefSeq and is a predicted model, not a curated record. Lineage: Eukaryota; Fungi; Ascomycota; Eurotiomycetes; Chaetothyriales; Herpotrichiellaceae. The transcript has 3 exons. Gene Ontology annotation, cellular component: intracellular anatomical structure. The coding region runs from base 1 to 858 and encodes 285 amino acids.
AUGCCUCCUCCGUAUGUGCCACUCAAUGCACUACUCCGGAACUACCUUGCUGUAGCCACCUACACGGGACGUCGAUAUACUCACAAUGUGCCUAGGACCUUGCCGAUCUUCACCGUGGAGGGCAAGACCUGUGUUGUGACCGGUGCCUCCCAAGGCCUAGGUUCUCAGAUCCUGGCUGCGUUAGCUCUAUCGGGAGCUAAGGGUGCUGUUGUCGAUCUCUCCAAGGCCGCCGCUGAUUCUGCUGUGAAUGAUCUCAAGAAAGAAGAGAAGAAUGCUGGUCUCGACUGGCCGGAUAUUCGUGGAUAUGAGUGUGACACAUCAUCUGAAGAGCUGGUUUCUAAAACCUGGAAUCAAAUUGUCGAGGAUUUCGGACAAGUGGACGUGCUUGUCACUAACGCAGGCCUGGCUGCUGGUGCUGCUGCGGAGACCUAUGACCUCGACAACUGGAAGAAGGUGCUCGAAGUAAAUGUCAACGGAAAAUUUCUGUUCGCAAGAGCGGCUGGAAAGCACAUGAUCGAUCAAAAGAUCAAGGGCAACAUCAUCAUGGUUUCCUCGAUGUCAGGGUCCAUCGUCAAUCGUCCUCAGAAGCAAAGUGCGCACAAUGUCAGUAAGGCCGGAGUUAGUCACAUGAUGCGCUCAUUCGCAACGGAAUGGGGUGAGUAUGGGAUUAGAGUCAAUGCUCUCUCUCCUGGCUACAUCCAGACUGCCAAGACUGAGGGCGAAGAGAUGGAGCAGCUGAGUAAGCAAUGGCUCGGUAUGAUUCCACUUCAUCGCAUUGCUAAGCCAGAAGAGUUUCGAGGGACUGUCGUUUGGAUGGCCAGCGACGCAUCAUAUGUUGUGUGGACCUUCAAUUGCUAG